Molecule: messenger RNA, 1620 nt
Organism: Aspergillus homomorphus CBS 101889
Lineage: Eukaryota; Fungi; Ascomycota; Eurotiomycetes; Eurotiales; Aspergillaceae
Product: glycoside hydrolase family 43 protein
Exons: 1
Coding region: 1-1620 (539 amino acids)
Biological process (GO): carbohydrate metabolic process
Molecular function (GO): hydrolase activity, hydrolyzing O-glycosyl compounds
Source: RefSeq, a predicted model, not a curated record
AUGCCUCAAGUCCUCAAUCCUAUCCUGCCUGGGUUCAACCCUGACCCCUCGAUUGUCCGAGUGGGAGAUAACUACUACAUUGCCACGUCCACGUUCGAAUGGUAUCCCGGCGUGCAGAUCCAUCACUCUAAGGAUCUUGCCAAUUGGGAGCUGGUUACACGGCCCCUGACCCGGAAAAGCCAGCUCGACAUGAGAGGAAACCCGGAUAGUGGGGGUGUCUGGGCUCCGUGUCUCACGCACGACGGCGAGUGUUUCUGGUUGGUCUACACCGACUGCAAGAGGAAAGAAGGAACUCUGUGGGACCUCAAGAACUACAUUGUCACUGCGCCCUCAAUCGAGGGUCCAUGGUCGGAUCCUGUCCACGUCAACUCGUCCGGCAUCGAUCCAUCCCUCUUUCACGACACCGAUGGCAGGAAGUGGUUUGUGAACCAGCUGAGAGACCAUCGCUAUCCUCCCCAUUUCUGUGGCAUUGUGCUACAGGAAUACGAUCCGGUCGCAGGCAGGUUGAUUGGUCCCUAUAAGAAUAUUUUCAACGGCACCUCCCGGGGAAUCACGGAAGGGCCCCAUAUCUACAAGCGCAAGGGGUGGUAUUAUCUGCUCACGGCGGAAGGGGGCACAGAGUACAGCCACGCCUGUACCCUGGCCCGGUCACGGAGUAUCUGGGGACCGUACGACCUUCAUCCUGAGAAGUAUAUCUUAACAGCUACAGAACGCCCCUUUGCUCCUCUACAGCGUGCAGGCCAUGGAGACCUAGUCGAAACACCGGAGGGCAAGACUUACCUGGUACACUUGACCAGCCGCCCAACAGGCCAGCUCCGACGAAGUGUCCUUGGUCGCGAGACAGCCAUCCAAGAGGCACACUGGAGAGAUGACGACUGGCUUUAUGUCAAAGACGGACCUGUUCCCUCACUUCAUGUCGAACUUCCGGGAGUCCAGGAUGAGAAGAAAUACUGGGCUGAACGCCGAUACACAUUUGAAAACGGUGCUCAUGACGAUUUCCAGUGGUUGCGGACGCCAGAGCCCGAGCGCAUAUUCUCGACUGGUCCGGAAGGGCUGACGCUGAUCGGUCGCGACGGAAUAGGCUCCUGGUUCGAACAGGCCCUGCUGGCUCGCCGUCAGACGCACUUCUCCUAUGAUGCUGAGACAACGAUCGACUUCGCACCUGAGAACCACCGCGAGUUCGCCGGGCUUGUAGCAUACUAUAACCGCUACAAUUUUUUCUAUCUUACGGUUACCUCUGAUGCGGACUACGGCAAGCGACAGCUUCUGAUUAUGACUUCCCAGCAGUCUCAUCCUGCAGGCACCCUCACAUUCCCCUUUGACGCGCCGGUCAGCCUUCCGGAUACUGGAAAGAUACGACUGGCUCUCACAGUUCGCGGCAACCAGCUUCAAUUCUAUUAUGCCCUGGAGGAGGACAAGGAUCUCACCAAGAUCGGACCGGUUUAUGAUGCUUCCCAGCUCAGCGACGAGUGUGGGAUUCGAGGUGCGGCGGGUUCUUUCACGGGUGCAUUUGUUGGGCUGGCCUGUUCUGAUCUGAAUGGAUGGGGCAAACCUGCCCGGUUCGACUACUUUGUCUACCGCCCCGUGCAUGACAAGACCGAUCGCUAUCAAAUCGCUUAG